AUGCCCGCGACAUCUGACGAACUUACUUCUCCAGGGGAAGAACUGGAGUCCCAGUUAUCCAAUUUUCUUCAAGAGCUACAUGACAGCGAUCUCGUGGUUGGUGAUCGUCGCUCUGAGGGUGCGGGGAACUCCAAACUCGCUCAAUACAACACACUGGCAGAAAAACUUGCGGCUAGAAGAAGGAGCCCAUAUCCGGAUCCUAUUACUCUUCCGGUCGAGAUAUUUAUUGCCAUCAUCAAAGAAGCAGUGGCCUACGACGACGCGACGUCCAUGGAAGCGGUUCUUCGACUAACACUUCUUAGUGACAGUUGGCGUGUUGCUUUACUCCAGAUUCCUGAUCUCUGGACAGAGAUUAGUAUCGAAGAUCGCUACAUCGAGAGCUCUGAACUACCGGCACAGAUCCAUUUAGGUGUUACCCUUACCCUAAAGCGACCGAUUACCCUAGCAAUAGAUCAUGAUCUACGCAAAUGGACUAGCAUCCUUCCACUAUUAACUCCCCAUACGCAUCGGAUCCGCCGCAUUCUAGUCAGACCUCCGACAAUGUAUGAGACAAUCCGCACGGACGACGCCUUCUCGUGGGACUUCGAUGACAUUAUCUACUCGUUGGGUCCUCUCCAUGCUUUAGAGGAUCUGACUGUGUGUGGCGAUUUACUUACGUCGAUCGACCAAUGGAAGUUUCUUGUUAAUAUGCCGUCUCUGCGAUACAUAACGGAGACGAGGGCUCCUUUCAGUCGUCUAGUGGCAGAGCCAGGUACCCACUCUCACCUCCGUAUCUUGUACUCGGAGGUAACAGCGGUUGAAUUGCUGAAGCAUCGGUCUCAGCUCCACAACCUCGAGGAAUUAUCUUCAACGGAGGCGUAUGGCCACGAUGCACCAAACUUUCUGACCGAAAACAUCGACUUUGGGCUCCAAUUUGCCGAAAAAUGCAACUCCUCCGAGACGUUUGCCCUGAGAGACUUGGAUUAUCAUCUCAAGACUAAUACUGGUCUUCCCGAACUCAUCCGUCGAAGCCCUCACCUUGUGAGACUUCACUUAUAUAUAUCCUGGAAGGUUCUGGCAGGAAUACUGCCGUACCUUUCAACCUUGUCGUCUCUCAAAACACUUUCUUUCAGUAUAAUGAGAUCCACAGACGAUAAUAUGCGCACUUUUCGACCCAUAGGACUCCCAUUCUUGCUGCCCAUCCGGGAAUUCAGGAUCCGAGUUCAUUGGGAAGGUUUUGAGAGCGCAACCGACACUGUGACCGAAAGACUGGGGAUAAUUUACCAGCAUCUGGAUCCUCUAACGUUGCAACGGUUAUUUAUCUUUUAUCAUGACCUUGAGGAAGAGCUUCCUAUAGCACACAUUAACUUGUUUCGAAACAUCAAAUAUCUUUCCAUCAAGCUCAUCAAUGUAACGUCCCCACUCAGCUUAGCACCCCUGUCCCUGCCUGUCCUGGAAGACCUACUGCUCACGAUGCCUCCCGGGACGCAGGAGACACUUCUGCAGGAGAUGGAGUGUCCUAAGUUGAUGUAUAUUUCAUUGGAUGGCAACGACAAUUGGACAUCCACUCCGAUCGUGAUCAGCGAUUCGACAUUGGAGUGGCUGGAUUCAUUGAGAUGGAUGACCAGGGACCUUCGCUGGGAAAUCACGUCUUUACCCAACCUACGAACACUUUCCCUGCGGGAGGUUCGCUCGAUUAGAUGCGGAGACUUUUGCGUGCACAUGAUUUAUAGGCCAGAGGAUUUUCCUUCGUUGGUCGAAAUAGACUUUGGUGACUUUCCAGAGUGGGAUCUACUAAUCCUCUUCCUCGAGCGGCGCAAUUUUCUCCCAAGCUCCAAGGUUGCCAAACUUCGCGAGCUGACGCUGCCGACGUUUGUGGGUCCGGUACUUGCUUAUACGCUGACCGAGCUUCUCAAGGGGCGUCUAUCGUUUCGUCCCUCCAAUCAAGAACUCUCGAUUGCCUCCUUAGCGAGUUCCUAUUGGGACUCCUCUUGGUAA
Serendipita indica DSM 11827 is the source of this 1977-nucleotide messenger RNA. NCBI's taxonomy places the organism in Eukaryota, Fungi, Basidiomycota, Agaricomycetes, Sebacinales, Serendipitaceae. The record is from the annotation of a GenBank genome assembly.